Armigeres subalbatus is the source of this 831-nucleotide messenger RNA. RefSeq lists its product as uncharacterized. NCBI's taxonomy places the organism in Eukaryota, Metazoa, Arthropoda, Insecta, Diptera, Culicidae. Bases 279 to 491 code for a protein of 70 amino acids. The transcript is spliced from 4 exons. The record is from RefSeq and is a predicted model, not a curated record.
UCCUCCAUCUCAACGCUGUCCUCCCCUUUUGCAGCGUGCUUGGCGUAUCCCAGAGGUGUGGUAAAAAUUGUGAACGAAGGAAGAUCCAUUUCACAUCCUUAACAAGUGGCUAAUAAUUUGCGACUAUUUCGACCAAGUGGAGAAUGGACUACAUUUAGUGAAUGAAUUCGUGACACAAUGUGAAACGUGAAAUACUGAUUUGUAUUUGGAUUGUACAAGUCCCGCGGAAUACCAAUUACUAAGACACCAGAACUUUUAUACCACCGCGGAUAACAGUAAUGGCAGUUGGACGUGUGGCCGGAACGGGUAAUAUUGGAUAUUCGUCAAACUAUCGCGGUGGAGGCAGGUCCUACCACGGUGGGAUAAACGAAGAAAUAAUAUGGAUCAGCAUUGGAAUGGCAAUUACCAUAGGCAUUUUAAUUACACUGGCAUUGAUUUACCUUGCUUACGAGAAGUGCCAAAAGCGACGAAACCAUUAUAUUCACGCGUAAAACAGCCCGUUCGAUGAGCAAUGCAAUGCGUAUGGACCAACUCUACCUGGUAACAAUCUUUUACCCAGAAGUAAUUAUAAUCAAAGAUCGUUUCAACUUCAGUCACAUAUACAAUUAUUUUGAAGCACUAAAAUGUUGAAAAGAAAAGCACCAUUUAGGUCAAGUGGAAAAUGUUAUACUGGAUAAGUAAUUAUAUGUAACGAUAAAUGUUUCCAAAAAAUCAAAAAUCCCUGUAUUAUUUUAGUAGAUAUAUAAAAGUUAUUAGAUUACUGCUCUGGGAAUUCAUAACGCACCCAUAUUGAUAACAAUCAAAAGCAAUGAAUUGGUGCACACUGCACAA